Cladophialophora psammophila CBS 110553 is the source of this 2169-nucleotide messenger RNA. RefSeq lists its product as uncharacterized. The record is from RefSeq and is a predicted model, not a curated record. Gene Ontology annotation, cellular component: nucleus. Bases 1 to 2169 code for a protein of 722 amino acids. The transcript has a single exon. Gene Ontology annotation, biological process: double-strand break repair via nonhomologous end joining. NCBI's taxonomy places the organism in Eukaryota, Fungi, Ascomycota, Eurotiomycetes, Chaetothyriales, Herpotrichiellaceae. Gene Ontology annotation, molecular function: DNA binding; DNA-directed DNA polymerase activity.
AUGGCUACUUCGCAUCUGCCUCAUCCACUGAACCUGUCCUCGUCGCCCCCCAUCUUCAUCCUUCCAACCCACCUGAAGCCACAAGAACUUCACGACACAGAAGACCUGAUCAUUCAAUCCGGAGGCCACUUGACGUUUGAUGCCAAAGAGGCAAGAGUAUUCAUCGGCCGGGUUGCCCAGAAGAAGCGCGCUGCUUUUGAUCUACGGGCCAGGGGAGUAUGGACUGAAGAGGCAGCCUUACCCGAGGUCAGCUCCAACGGGAAUGAAGAUCGUGAACCGGCAGCAGAGGAAGGUCCAGAGAGGAAGAAAGCCAAGCUUGCAGACCAUACUAGGAAUUCCCGGCCUUCAACAAGGCGAAGGCGGCCCAGCUCAAGCACAAUCUCGGCUUCUUCAGAUGUAUCUCAGAACAAUGCUGCCUCUUCACCGGCCCAAGUGCUCUGGCCUGAUCUUUCCACCCACAUUCUCAUUCUUAAACUCUCCUGGCUGGAAGCGUGUCUCAAGGAGGAACAUCUGAUUCCAUACCGACCUUACGUCGUCUAUACUGCAAGAAUCAUCCCUAAGCCUCCAGGCGAAGUCUCUCCAAAAUCACAAGUAUCCCUGUCGGCAUAUUUCAAGGUAGGAUCCGGAUCCCAGUCGCAAACCGUCACGUCACGAAGAGCAUCCAAACCGGCAGUGACAGCAUCUAUCCUAGAACGCGCAAAAGCUGAAGCAGCAACUCUCCCCUCCUCGUCUCGCCGCCGUUACGGCGAUCAUGCACACCACCACUCUUUGGCACAAACGACCACCACCAAACACAAACCUAAACUUCACCGAACUACAACCUCCGAACUUGAAUACCAAGCCGAGCAUCCUCUGCCUCGUCUUCCAGACUGGGCAGUUGGCCCAUACGCGCCUUACGCGUGCUGCCGCUCCACAUUCAUGCACUCCCCCAACGAUGCCUUCAUCGCCCAACUCACCAAAAUCAGGGACGGUCGCACACUCACGCUGGAUGAUAUCGGUGUCCGCGCCUAUUCGACCUCGAUCGCCUCGAUCGCCGCCUAUCCAUAUCACAUUACUCAGGCCGAGGAAAUCACCCGCUUACCCGGGUGCGAAUCAAAAAUUGCAGCGCUGUGGCGUGAAUGGGAAGACUCUGCUCCGCCGGAAGCCGACGAUUCGGAAAGAUUCAUCCAAGUUGUCCGCAACUCGGACGCUGAUCCGGACCUUCAACACCUCCGACUAUUCUGGAAUAUCUGGGGCGUCGGGCCGGAAACGGCGAGGAAGUUUUAUUUUGAGCAUGGCUGGAAGGAUAUGGAUGACGUGGUGGAGUUUGGGUGGUCGACAUUGACUCGCGUGCAGCAAAUCGGAGUCAAGUAUUAUGAUGAGUUUUUGCAGAAGAUUCCCAGGGGCGAGGUGGAGUCGAUCUCGAGCGUGAUUCUGUGGCAUGCACGAUCUGUUCUUGAGAUCCCGGAGCAGAAGUAUGGCACAAAGGAGGAUGCAGAACUCAUCAUUGUCGGCGGAUAUCGACGUGGGAAGGAAUUCUCGGGAGACGUGGAUGUCGUUCUAUCGCAUCGGGACCAUUCCAAGACCGAAAAUUUAGUCGUGGACGUGGUGAGGAGUCUCGAGUCGGAGGGCUGGGUUACGCACACGUUGACGCUGAAUACCACCACUAGUGAUCGUGGGCAGACAACGUUACCAUACCGAACCGGCCACGGGCACGGCUUCGACAGCCUGGAUAAGGCGCUCUGUGUGUGGCAGGAUCCCAAUUACGAAGGCAAGGACCCAGAAGCGGACGAGGAUGCAGCCAGGAAAAAGAACCCAAACAUCCACCGCCGCGUCGACAUCAUCGUCUCGGCCUGGCGCACCGUCGGUUGUGCAGUGCUCGGCUGGAGCGGUGGCACGACCUUUCAACGGGACGUGCGACGCUUCGUGAAGAAGAUGCACGGCCUGAAAUUCGAUUCCUCGGGCGUGCGCAACCGUGCGAACGGACUCGUCCUGGACCUUGAGGCGCCCAGGCCAAGGGGGAACAAGGACGCCGUGGAGAUGGUCCUGAUGGGUAAGACUCUCCAACGGAGCGAUUUCGACGCCGGCGAGGAAUGGGACGAUCAGGAUACCUGGUCGGAUCGUGAGAGGAGGCUCAUGGAGGGGCUGGGCAUUGGGUAUAGACCGCCCGAAGAGAGAUGCACGGGUUGA